AUGGCAGACGCAACUAGUGACGAAGAUCGAGAGCGCCUCAAGGCUGCCUUGUGGUACGCAGUUGGUCAAAUAGUUGAUGAAGAGUCUCUACGCCGUAACCGAAAUGCCACACCACAGUUCAUCGGCGCACUCACAGAGCUAGUCUGGACACAAAUCGAGAACGUUGCCACAGAUCUGGAGAGUUUCAGCAACCACGCUGGACGGUCCACAGUGACAACAGACGAUGUGUUGCUUCUCGCCAGAAAGAAUCCCGAUUUGCACCAGAUCAUGAAAGAGUUUGUUGACCAGGCCAAGGCAGAAAAGGGAACUGCAAAGGGAAGAGGGGGUGCGAGCAAACGCUAG
This is a messenger RNA of Fusarium mangiferae, 342 nucleotides long. RefSeq lists its product as uncharacterized. NCBI's taxonomy places the organism in Eukaryota, Fungi, Ascomycota, Sordariomycetes, Hypocreales, Nectriaceae. Bases 1 to 342 code for a protein of 113 amino acids. Gene Ontology annotation, cellular component: Fanconi anaemia nuclear complex; FANCM-MHF complex. The transcript is spliced from 3 exons. Gene Ontology annotation, biological process: replication fork processing; resolution of meiotic recombination intermediates. Gene Ontology annotation, molecular function: chromatin binding; protein heterodimerization activity. The record is from RefSeq and is a predicted model, not a curated record.